GCUGUUGCUAUGCUCGGGCACACGGACUCUCCACUGGACGAUACUCGCUAUUACAGGGAUACUCUACAUUUGAAGCACAAUCUUUCCUUUGCUGGGUGUGGAUUUCUUGGUGUCUACCACAUUGGAGUAGGCUGCUGCCUUCGCAGAUACGCCUCUCAUCUGUAUCACAACAGACCAAUUGCUGGUUCCAGCGCUGGUGCUGUCGCAGCCGCCGCACUCAUCUGUGAUUGUACUCCAGCCGACGUUGUGCGGGGCUGGUGCAGUAUAUUCCACAGUUGUCAGCAAUACCUUCUAAGAGCAUGUGACCUAAGAUUCAGUAUUAGCGAAUACCUGCGGGAGUUACUUUCGCGUAUUCUGCCUUCAGACGCACAUUUGUUAUGUUCUGGUCGUCUGAACAUUUCUCUCACUUCUUGUGGCACCGGCGAAAACAUCAUUGUCAGCCAAUUCAGGGACAAGGAUGAACUAAUAUCGGCUAUUUUGUGUUCUAGUUUUUUGCCUUUCUUCAGCGGAUUCGUUCCCCCUUCCUUCAGAGGUCAACCUGUUUUGGACGGCGGCUUCUCAAACAAUCUGCUCUGUCUGGACCGCAUGACUAUUACUGUCAGUCCCUUUACCGGUGAGGCCGAUAUUUGUCCCAUGAACGCUGAGUGGAAAUGUGGUUACCGUAAUUUGGCUUCACAGCAGGUCGAGGCAGUUUUGGGUACUAUCUUCUUUUUCGGCAAUAGCUUCCACGUAAAUUGGAACAAUUUCAAACGCUUUCUCGGCAUGCUUUGGCUGCCCGACCCAGAGACGUUUAUGAGCUUAGUUACUCAAGGGUAUACGGACGCCCUACGCUUUUUAGCCACGCGUGGUUUCAUUGCAUGCCAACUUCAUCGAAAUCCCCCACUCUCCUCCUUUAUCGUCCGGAACCACGGACGCUCUUCCUAUCACCGACUUCGCUACCGUUUUGUCCCCUCUUCUCCGGUCGCCGCAUCACUAGCGCCUCCACUGGGAGUCACAGGUAGGGUAGCGAUCUCUUCCGAAGCAGUGGCCUCAGAUCUUGGCUCAGCCUACUUUUACUCAACCGAAAUGAUCGGUUCCGGGAUCGGCUUGAACGCGCCUCACUGCCUCGCGUGCCAGAAUGAAUUGCUCGAUGCACUUCAAUCCAGACUUCCGACUGUCUUACGCACCAUCAUCAUGCAACACCGUAGACCACCACAUCAACGGCACGGCACUACGUCCAUCCUACGUCUAUGCACCAGCCUUUUGACCGCUUCUCGUAGCAGUCUCAGAUCGGGGCUCUCACAUGUCUACACACUGGGCCGACAUAUGUUCUUCUCAAUGCUGUUUCAGUUGGAUGUGCUUGCUCGACUGAUCUCCUCGUGA
Molecule: messenger RNA, 1362 nt
Organism: Dicrocoelium dendriticum
Lineage: Eukaryota; Metazoa; Platyhelminthes; Trematoda; Plagiorchiida; Dicrocoeliidae
Source: the annotation of a GenBank genome assembly